Molecule: messenger RNA, 629 nt
Organism: Myxocyprinus asiaticus (Chinese sucker)
Lineage: Eukaryota; Metazoa; Chordata; Actinopteri; Cypriniformes; Catostomidae
Product: monocyte chemotactic protein 1B-like
Exons: 3
Coding region: 189-503 (104 amino acids)
Biological process (GO): cellular response to type II interferon; cellular response to interleukin-1; cellular response to tumor necrosis factor
Cellular component (GO): extracellular region
Molecular function (GO): chemokine activity; CCR chemokine receptor binding
Source: RefSeq, a predicted model, not a curated record
AAGAGCUAAAAUGCACACAUUCUACAGUAUGUUGAUACUCAGAAAUAUAUUUACAUGAAUUUCUGUUGGAGGAAAGUCUCUCCUACUCUGUAUAUAAGGAGGUGAUCUGAAGCUAUUCAGUACACAUCACUUGCUUGGAGAUCUUGAAGCUCUACAGAACUUACAGUGUGAACAGAGAUUCUUGAAGAAUGAAAAGUCUGAUGUCUCUGAUCUUCCUGGUGCUGUUCUGCUCUAUGCAGAUGACUUCAAGUGCUCCCGUUGCAGUUGAUUCGGCACAGUCAGUGUGCUGUUCAGAAUUUACAAAUGUAACGAUUCCUCUCAAACGGGUGGUCUCAUUCAAGAGGACCAGCAGCAGCUGUCCCAAACAAGGCAUUGUGUUUCAGACAACUGCAGGGAAAGAAAUCUGCGCAGACAUUCAGAAAGACUGGGUGCGCAACCAUAUUGCUAAAGUGGACAACAGAAAAACUGUGACAACAGCACAAACUCCAAGCAACAAAGUCUAAAGCUAUUCCUCUGUUUCUAUUUGAAUUACACAAUUAUCUUAUACUGUGCUUAUGCUAUCCUUGUGCUAUGUAAUAUUAUCUUAAAAUAUAUAUAUUUUUUAAAUAAAAUUAUUUAUGUAAUUUGGU